AUGAGUUCCGACGUUCUUCCUGUAGUUGCCGCCGGUAUUGGCGGUUUGUUAGGUACUAUGUACCUUGAUGCCAAAUUGUUGCUUGGUAAGGAUCUCCAUCAAUUGAGAUCAGGUGCGGCUGCUACUAUUGCGCACAAAAUUUGGGCAUUUCAGGACAAACUUCAUUUUUACUAUCGAUUCAGAGAGAAGGCAAAGGCAAACCCCAAUAAAAUCUUUGUCCUCUUUGAAGGAAGAGAAUACACAUUUCGUCAAAUUGAAAAGGCAUCGAACAGAUUGGCUUAUUGGUUGCUUGCUCAAAACAUCAAGCGCAAUGACAUUGUCUGUAUGAUGCACCAAAAUCACCCUACUUUUUUCAUCACCUUGUUGGCUAUCAGUAAAAUUGGUGCCGUCCCUUCAUUGAUCAACACCAACUUGGCUGACGACUCACUCUUGCAUUGCAUCAAGAUUGCCAACACAAAACUCUUCAUUUUCGAUCCUCUCUUCGAAUCACAAGUGAGCACCAUUGCAGAAGCAACCAAAGAGCUCAAUGUUAGAUUGGUUGCAUAUGGUGAAGCUACUCAAGAAACUGAAUUGGCUCCUUUAGCUAUCGCUCCUACGCUGACACCCAGCAUUUUAUCUCGCUUCUCCGAGAAAGACACCAGUGAAGAUUAUCUCAAAGGUUUCGAAGCUAAUGACCCAGCUUAUUUAAUUUAUACCAGUGGUACUACCGGCAUGCCAAAGGCUGCUAUUAGUCAACAUGCCCGCGUCAACUUUGCUAUGGUGAUGUAUUCGAAUACCGCUGGUGUCAAGAAGGAUGAUAGAGUCUACUGUGUAUUGCCGUUAUACCAUAGUUCUGGAUUGAUUGUAUCAUCAUCCGUAUGUUUGUAUGCUGGUGGCACCAUUGUCUUGGGCCGUAAAUUCUCAGCAAGUCGUUUCUGGAAUGACUGUGUGGAUUAUAAAGUCGAUGUUUUUACCUAUAUUGGUGAAUUCUGUAGAUAUCUGCUGAGUCAGCCCCAUCACCCUCAGGAAAGAAAUCACAACGUGAAAUUGGUCUAUGGUAAUGGUAUGAGACCUGAUGUCUGGGAAAGAUUCAGAGAAAGAUUCAAUAUCCCCAAGAUCUGUGAAUUUUAUGCUGCAACAGAAGCUCCCACAAGUUUGUUCAACGUUAAUACAGGUGAAAUGGGCGCAGGUGCAGUUGGACUGCGUGGAAAACUCUUCCGUUUGCUCCGUAGCGAGGUUCAAUUGAUUAAAAUUGAUCCCAUUACUGAGGAACCUCUUCGAGACAAGAACGGAUUGUGUGUCAAGUGUAAUUUUGGCGAGCAAGGUGAAUUGAUCGUGCGUAUUGACGUAGAUGGACCCGUUUCAUUUGAUGGUUACUACAAAAAUACCGGUGCUACCAAGAAAAAGAUCUUAUCAAAUGUAUUUGUAAAGGGAGACAACUAUUUCCGCAGUGGUGAUUUGUUGAAAUUGAGUUCUGAAGGUUACUUUUACUUUGGUGACAGAGUUGGUGAUACAUUCCGUUGGAAAUCCGAGAAUGUGGCUACAACAGAAGUCGCUCAGGCUUUGGGUGUUUAUCCCGGUAUUGGCGAAGCAAAUGUAUAUGGCACCUUGGUUCCCAACCAUGACGGUCGUGCUGGUAUGGCUGCCAUUGUUCUUAAGGAAGGCUCCACAAUCGACUUUAAGGAGCUUUAUCAAUACUUGCGUAAAAAGCUGCCCAAGUAUGCCAUCCCUGUAUUCAUUCGUUUCGUUCCUGCCAUGGAGAUUACAGGUACAUUCAAGCAGCAAAAGGUCGAGUUCCGCAAUCAAGGCAUCGAUCUUGCCAAAAUUCCAGAAACUGAUCCAGUUUACUGGCUCAAUGGCGAUACAUACGUUCCUUUCACAUUGGAAGAUUAUGGCAGAGUCAACGUUGGCAAAGUUAAAUUGUAA
Molecule: messenger RNA, 1905 nt
Organism: Mucor velutinosus
Lineage: Eukaryota; Fungi; Mucoromycota; Mucoromycetes; Mucorales; Mucoraceae
Exons: 14
Coding region: 1-1905 (634 amino acids)
Biological process (GO): long-chain fatty acid import into cell; very long-chain fatty acid metabolic process
Cellular component (GO): cytoplasmic side of plasma membrane; peroxisome; lipid droplet
Molecular function (GO): very long-chain fatty acid-CoA ligase activity; long-chain fatty acid transmembrane transporter activity; long-chain fatty acid-CoA ligase activity
Source: RefSeq, a predicted model, not a curated record